UGCUGCUCGAGCUCGUCCCGAUAAAAACACCGCGGAGGAAGAAGAAGCGACGACAUUUAAAAAAAACAAACCGCUGCUGCUUCUCGUCCUCCGCUCCGGUUUCCAACAAACAGCCACGGACACUUUUGUAACCCGUUUUUAGCUUUUAUAUCUCCUCUUUCGAACGUUUUUUUGUGUUACUACCUCCUGGUUUUCCUCCACUGCCAGCCGGCUGACUUUGACGCAGUAUGCCUUCAGAAAAAACCUUCAAACAAAGAAGGACGUUCGAGCAGCGAGUAGAAGAUGUGCGACUGAUCCGAGAGCAGCACCCCAACAAGAUUCCGGUGAUCAUCGAGAGAUAUAAAGGAGAAAAGCAGCUGCCCAUCCUGGACAAGACCAAGUUCCUGGUGCCUGAUCAUGUUAACAUGAGUGAACUGAUCAAGAUUAUCAGGAGGCGCCUCCAGCUGAACUCCAACCAGGCUUUCUUCCUGCUGGUCAACGGCCACAGCAUGGUGUCGGUGUCGGCCGCCAUCUCCGAGGUGUACGAGCGUGAGCGGGACCAGGACGGCUUCCUCUACAUGGUUUAUGCCUCCCAGGAGACCUUCGGCGCCGCCCAGUGAACGGCCUUCCUCCUCCUUCCAUCCUCCCUGGCGAUUGGACAAUUGUAAUUUUUAGCCUCCCCCCCCCUCGUCCCCUGCUGCACACCUUUAGUCUCGACUGUAAGAACAAAACAAACAAGAAACACAAACUGCUAAAAUCCAAACACAGCAUUUGUUAAUUUAUCUUUAACGUUACAGCAGCAGAUAGACUGUUUGUGUAUCGCCACACUCACCCAGUAGCAAAAAGCCACAAAGGGUUGAAGCAGAACAGCAGAGUUUAGGUAGAGAAACCCCCAAAGUCUGACGAUGACUCAGGCCGGGAGAGUCUUUCAGUGUGUGUUGCUUCGUCCUCUCCGGUUAAAAUCCCGUCUCGUACGCGACGACAGUUCUGUUCAGUGUUGUGGUGUCUCCUAGGCUGUAUGUCUGUUAAUGUAUAUAUACACAUUUCAGGUAGUGAUGUUACGUACAGGUGGUGAGGAUCCACCACUUAUCUAUCUACAUAUAUAUAUAUAUACAUAUAUAUAUACAUUAGAUACCCAACAAAGCCAGCCUUAGAGGCAAGGUUUCUGGAGACGAGGGCACGAGAGAGAGAUUGUUUUUAACCGAGGGUUUUUACUGCAGUUGCAAAAUGUAAAGCUUUAGGGAUUUUUUUUUUUUUUUUUUUAGCCGGAGACGUUUUAAAAAUUAAAUGUUAAUCAAGCGCAUCUCUGCUGUGUCUCGUCACAUCCCCCCAUCCUUCGGUGUUUUUAAUCCCUCCCUGCCUUGUAGCCUGAAAGCAUCUUCACUGUAACAGAAAAGGAUGUUAGGAAAAAAAAAACAAAACGCUUUGCUCUGAUGAUUGUAGUUUGCAACAAAAAAAAAGUUUAAAAAAAAAAAUGCCUUGGUGUACAGAUAAUAUUGACUAUUAAAGGGGUUCCCAUCAGAGUGUAGCCAAGUUGACUUUGGAGACACUACGAGGAGUGUGGUGUGACUGCAUGUGUGAAUGGAGGACGAGGGGAGAGAGCGUCCUCAUCUUCUUUGUUUCUUUUACCAAGAGUAACUUUAAGGAAUGGCAGGUUGAUGAGCAUCGCGCCUGACUUGUCCAUCUGUGUUUCCCCUUUGAGCCGCGGGGCUGAUUUCCCAGAGCGUCGCUGUGGUUUGCAGCGACUUCUGACUUGACAUCUGCCCUGGUUGGUUUUUAAAGGGCUGCACUGCUGAACAUCCUCGUCUGUCUCCUCCUCACCGUCUUCUUAACAAGUUUGAGGUUUUAGCUGCUUUGUAUCGCAGUAUUUUAUCUUUUUUUUGGUUCUUUUUAUUUAAUGUGAUUUUUAUCUCAUUGUCUCGACUCUGCUCCGUCUGCAGUUAUGUGAAGGUGACUUUAUUUUGUUCCCGACUAGUCAAAGCCACUGUGUGUUGGUUACAGAGGGGUGGAGCAUUUGUUUCAGUGCUGUCUUUUCUGCCUGCUCCUCGGUUUCAAACACACACAUCCACACACAGCAAUAUCACACAGCCUCCUUUAUGUAUUUAUGUUGGUAUUUUGUAAACAAUAAAAGGAGAAAAAAAAGA
Amphiprion ocellaris (clown anemonefish) is the source of this 2123-nucleotide messenger RNA. It is a transcript of the gene map1lc3b, whose product is annotated as microtubule-associated protein 1 light chain 3 beta. The transcript is spliced from 4 exons. The record is from RefSeq and is a predicted model, not a curated record. Gene Ontology annotation, biological process: cellular response to nitrogen starvation; autophagosome assembly; autophagy of mitochondrion. Gene Ontology annotation, cellular component: autophagosome; cytosol; autophagosome membrane. The coding region runs from base 228 to 599 and encodes 123 amino acids. NCBI's taxonomy places the organism in Eukaryota, Metazoa, Chordata, Actinopteri, Pomacentridae. Gene Ontology annotation, molecular function: ubiquitin protein ligase binding.